AUGGCCUACUUCAUUCUGCACAUACUUGGCAUCAUCCUGGGGGCAAUUGGUGUGCUACUUACCAUUAUUGUCACAUCAAUGGCCCAGUGGAGGGUCUCCUACAUGGUGGAAGGCAACUCCAUGAACUGUGAUAAACGAAUUGAUGGACUGUAUCUAAGUCGCUGGGAUGGCUUAUGGGUGACCUGCGUGUCCAAGCACCAAGGCAGCAUGCAAUGCAAUAACUACGAUUCCCUGGUGUCCAUCACUACGGACUUGAAGACUGGCAGAGUGCUGAUGUCCUUCGCGGUGGUCAUCGCCAUUAUUGCUUUCAUCAUUGCCAUUGUCGCUUUCUGCUUCUCCCGAUGCUGCAGAGGAGGAGAGGGGAGCAGAUACUGCCUGUUUAUAACAGCUGGAAUUGGAUUUAUUUUGACCGCAAUCCUUGUAGUGAUCCCAAUAAGCUGGACAACCAGCAACAUCAUCUUCGCCAUUAACAACCCUCUGUGCAAAACGGUGCAACGACAAGAAAUAGGGGAAGCUUUGCUCCUUGGCUAUCCCACUAUCCUCUUCCUGCUCAUCACAGGAGCCAUAUUCUGUUGGCCAUACCCACGUCAAGAGAGAUGCAACAGUAUUGAUUCCUGUUCAGACUCUUCUAUCCCAAAACCAGCGUAUAUACAGUGCCAGACCCAGGACAGAAUGCCACCCCAAGCUCAAUAUUCCCGAAGCCAAUACAUCUAA
This is a messenger RNA of Xenopus tropicalis (tropical clawed frog), 714 nucleotides long. RefSeq names its product claudin 17 gene 1 (gene cldn17). The coding region runs from base 1 to 714 and encodes 237 amino acids. Gene Ontology annotation, cellular component: bicellular tight junction; plasma membrane; membrane. The transcript has a single exon. Lineage: Eukaryota; Metazoa; Chordata; Amphibia; Anura; Pipidae. Gene Ontology annotation, molecular function: structural molecule activity. The record is from RefSeq and is a predicted model, not a curated record.